This is a messenger RNA of Arabis nemorensis, 231 nucleotides long. The record is from the annotation of a GenBank genome assembly. NCBI's taxonomy places the organism in Eukaryota, Viridiplantae, Streptophyta, Magnoliopsida, Brassicales, Brassicaceae.
AUGGCUGAGAAAUUUAUCAGACAAGGCAAAGCUUAUGUUGAUGACACUGACCCUGAUCUGAUGUGUAAGCACAGGAUUUACGGGGUUGAAUCAAGGUGUAGGAAUCAGAGCGUUGAUGAGAAUUUGAAGCUACCGAGGAACAAGAAGCACGAGGAUGCUGGAGUAAAGGAGACCACAUUCACCAAGAGGAGAUUUGGAUCGAUCAAGCUGAUGCAAUGGCCAUGUCUGUGA